UUAGGGGUUUAGAGGUGAUGGACUGCGAUGGGAGUGUUAGGGGACUGGAGGGAUGGACUUCAACGGGAGUGUUAGGGGACUAGAGAGACGGAUUUCGAAGGGACAGUUAGGGGACUUUAUGAAUGGACUUGGAUGGGGUUGUUAGGGGACUAGAGAGAGAUGGACUCCGAUAGGACUGUUAGAGGACUGGAGGGAUGGAUUUUGAUGGGAGAGUUAGGGGACUAGAGAGAGAUGGACUCCAAUGGGAGAGUUAGGGAACUAGAGGGAUGGAUUUCAAUGGGACUGUUAGGAGACUAGAUAGAUGGACUUCAGUAGGAGUGUUUGGGGACUGGAAGGAUGAACUUUGAUGGGAGAGCUAAGGGACUGGAGAUAUGGGCUUUGAUUGGAGAGUUACAGGAUCAGAGGGAUGAGCUACGAUGGUCAAAGAACCUUUUUUUCCCUUUGACUAUUCUUAUCCUCCUGUAUUCUCAUUGUGCUAUUUACAAGUGGUAAAAGCAUUAAUUGCUGUCACAUUGAAUGCUAAAGGAUCAAGCAAUUGAGAAAUGGGUUAAAAACAAAAAAACUGCGGAUGCUGGAAAUCCAAAACAAAAACAGAAUUACCUGGAAAAACUCAGCAGGUCUGGCAGCAUCGGCGGAGAAGAAAAGAGUUGACGUUUCGAGUCCACAUGACCCUUCGACAGAACUUGCAUUCGAGUCCAAGAAAGAGUUGAACAAAUGGGUUGCUGUUUCAGAGCCUUGUCCUGCUGUAGAGAUGUCCUGAAACAAUGAUACUCUCCCAGUAAAACAGACGGACAUCCCAUGGCGCCUGAGGCAGAUGGUGGACAUUCUCGUUCACGAGGAGAAGCAGAUGGAAAGGGGAGAGACAGGGCCGUGUAUGGAGUACCUCUUACAGCACAAGAUACUGGAGACACUUUGCACGCUGGCCAAGGCUGGGUAUCCCCCUGGCAUGAAGCAACAAGUGCUGCUCCUUAUCACCAAACUGUUGGGGCAGAUUCAGCAGCCGUUGCUGCCUCACAUUAACGUGCACCGCCCUGUCCAGAAGUUAAUUCGUUUGUGUGGCGAGGGUCUGGGAUCCAAAACAGAAAAGGAGGAAGUUCAGUUUCUUACCACCGUCUGUGCAAAACUCAGCCAGGAUCCAUACCUGAUCAACUUCUUCAUUGAGAAAAAGAAUUCUGCUGAUUCCAGAAGAUUGUUGUCUUGCUCCUUUGAGAAGAGCGAAGGUCAGCGAGACGACGCUGUUGGGACAGGAUCUUCAAUGUCAAGCUUGACCCCGGGGGCUGGCCCAUCACACCCUGACCAAUGUCCUGUGACAUGUGCAAGCUCCACGCACCCCAAUCCUGAGGAGGGAGGUGGUCAGCUGGACAAGAGCUUGUUCAGUGCCCUGCUGACUCUGACUGCGAGUGAGAAAAAUCAGUUUGCGUUGAAGGCUUGUGAAGGCUUGCUCCUGUUGGCCAUGUUACCAGAGGAAGUGGCAGCACGGUACAUGGUGGAAAGCACAGCGCUGUGUCACACACUGACCGACAGGCUGUUUGAUCGCUACAGGCUGAUACCAGACUCCGUCGACCCUGGACAAGUUGAGUUGCUGGGAAGAGUUAACUGGCGGUCACACUAUGCUGCCAGUCAUGUGGAAGAUGCAGAGUCAUUUCCAGGUAAAGGGGCUGUGUUGUCUUUCUUCUCAUGGCUGGACUACUGUGAUCAGCUGGUGAAGGAAGCCCAUAAGGUAAUUGCUGCUGCUGUGGCCCUGGAAAUCCGGAGGCAUUUCUUUGUCAAAGUCUUGGAGCCACAACUAUUGCAGGUGUCUGAGGUGGGGAUCCUCUCGUCCACCGCGCUGCUUGUGGGGGUCGUGACUCACAUCACCUCGCCCCGGUUGCUGGAUGAACUUGUUGUGUUUUUGCUGGGAGAUCAGAAAGAGGCGGAGGUGCCCGUGGACCCAGCCUGCCACCUGCUACGUUCCCAGCUGAUAGAACGCUGCAACCAUCUGUCCGACGAGAUCAGUAUGGCCACACUGAGAUUCUUUGAACAGCUCCUGCAGAAACCUCAGGAACAUAUAAUUUAUAACCUGGUGCUCCGGAAUAUGAGAGGUCGCUGCUACAUUGGAAACAGUAUUGGACAUGAGGACAGACCUGCAGAGAACGAACAGCUAGAUGAGACAGAAGAAUUUGAAGAAGAUCCUUUCUUCACUGACAUCUACACAGGAAGCAGAUUCCCAGCUUCUGAUUGGCUUGUUCCACCAGUAGCAACGCAAGAGGCAACAAAGGCUGAUGGGAAACCAGAGGUUAACAGAAUAGUCAACAGCUUCUUGUGUCUUGUUCCUGACGCAGUGAAAACCUCUCACCUUGUGGCAGGCUGUGGGUAUGACACUUACCUUGUGGAUGCACAUCGAAUGUUCCAGGGUUGCUGUGUCAGUGCCAGGGAGUGGAAGUGGCCACUUAUCCCCAACCGUUUGGAAAGCUGUGACCCAAGCAGGAUAUUUUAUGAAGGCGAUUUCCUGAAAGUCCUCUUUGACAGAAUGGCACAGAUCCUACAGCAGCCUUAUGACUUGAAUUUGCAAAUAACAUCUGUGAUAUCGAAAGUUGCACUUUUCCCUCACCCUCACCUCCAUGAGUAUUUGCUGGACCCGUACAUUAACCUCGCCCCUGGCUGCAGGUCUCUCUUCUCUGUCAUUGUCCGAGUAAUUGGAGACCUCAUGCAGAGAAUCCAGAGAAUCCCACAGUUUCCUUCCAGGUUACUGCUGGUCAGAAGACAGCUGAUGGGAUUGGAACCUGAAGAUGUAGUGGAUCAUGCCACACUACUGAAGGGUGUGAUUGUCUUGGAGGAAUUCUGUAAGGAGCUGGCUGCAAUAUCAUUUGUCAAAUACCCAUCGGAACCAGACUAAAUUCAGACUGGCUGCAGUGCCUUUUCUCAAGAGACCACUGAACUGUCACUGGACAUUGUACACGUGUUCCCAGCACACGGACUUGGACAAUCCGUCCCUCUUCAGUUUUUAUGUUUUAAGUUCAACUGAGUGUUUUUGACAUGGUGAGGGAUUUUGGAAACUUUUCUUCUCUUCCCCCCCACCCCCACCCCUUGGAUUCCUAUCUUAAAUUUGAACCAUGGGAUAAGCUUCCACCAGGAAUGGUGUGAGACAGACAGGACUUAAUUGCUUCUUCCAACUCCUCUGUCAGCGGGACAUGAAUCAGCUACGACCUCCUGCCAACAGCAGAGGUCAGCCUCAGCCCCCUUUCCCCAUCCCAAUCCUGUCCUGCACCAUUUAGUGCUGUACACUUGUCUGUGGCUCAGGGCACACAAGGUACAAGAUUAUGUCUGUCACUGUUUCCAAAUAAUUAAUUAUGUGAAAUGCGUUGAUCAUUUCAAAGGUAAGGGGCUAUACAACUUUGUUUUAUUUAUGUGUAAAGAUGACCGAAUCAUGUGAAUAUAACUGCCAGGGUCUUGUUGUUGUUUGUAGAUAGACUGUAAUGCUGGAAGGUGAAAGUGGAUGCCUUUUAGAUGAGCUACUUGUAUAGAGAAUGACUCCCUUGUCUCGAGGGGAAGUUGGUGGUGUGGUUUAAUCACUGCCUGUAACACCAGCUGCCAACAGCUAUGAACAUUUUAUUUUAUGAUUAAAAGAUGAAAUGUU
This is a messenger RNA of Carcharodon carcharias (great white shark), 3616 nucleotides long. RefSeq names its product protein FAM160B1-like. NCBI's taxonomy places the organism in Eukaryota, Metazoa, Chordata, Chondrichthyes, Lamniformes, Lamnidae. The record is from RefSeq and is a predicted model, not a curated record. The coding region runs from base 815 to 2875 and encodes 686 amino acids. The transcript has 16 exons.